CAGGCCUCGCUCCUGCAGUGUGUGCGCCCGCACUCCAGCUAGCUGAGGCUUCUGCACCCGGCUGGAGGCUGCGGUCACCCAGGGAGGGUCUGCGCGCGGGAGACCAAGGUCGGGACGAGCUGCCAUGGCCCGUAUGCUGAGCAAGGACGCGCCGGACAUCGAGAGCAUCCUGGCUUUAAAUCCCAGAAUCCGAGCUCAUGCAACUCUGCAUUCUACUGCGGCCAAGAAACUAGACAAGAAACAUUGGAAAAGAAAUUCUGAUAAGAACUGCUUUAAUUGUGAGAAGCUAGAGAAUAAUUUUGAUGACAUCAAGCACACGACUCUUGGUGAACGAGGAGCUCUCCGAGAAGCAAUGAGGUGCUUGAAAUGUGCAGAUGCCCCCUGCCAGAAGAGCUGUCCGACAAAUCUAGAUGUUAAGUCAUUCAUUACAAGUAUCGCCAACAAGAACUACUAUGGAGCUGCUAAACUGAUUUUUUCUGACAAUCCACUUGGUCUUACUUGUGGAAUGGUUUGUCCAACCUCUGAUCUUUGUGUUGGCGGAUGCAAUCUAUGUGCCACUGAAGAUGGGCCAAUCAAUAUUGGUGGACUACAGCAGUUUGCUACUGAGGUGUUCAAAGCAAUGAAUAUCCCACAGAUUAGAAGCCCUUUUCUGCCUCCCCCAGAAAACAUGCCAGACGCCUAUUCUGCGAAAAUUGCUCUUUUGGGGGCUGGGCCUGCCAGUAUAAGUUGUGCUUCUUUCUUGGCUCGAUUAGGCUACUCCAACAUCACCAUAUUUGAAAAACAAGAAUAUGCUGGUGGUUUAAGUAUUUCUGAGAUACCUCAGUUCCGGCUGCCAUACGAUGUAGUGAAUUUUGAGACUGAGCUUAUGAAGGACCUUGGCGUAAAGAUAAUUUGCGGCAAAAGCCUGUCCACGAAUGAAAUCACUCUUAGCACUUUGAAGGAAAAUGGCUUCAAAGCUGCCUUCAUUGGAAUAGGUUUGCCAGAACCCAAUAAAGACCGUAUUUUCCAGGACCUUACACAAGAGCAGGGGUUUUAUACAUCCAAAGACUUCUUGCCACUUGUCGCCAAAGGCAGUAAAGCAGGGAUGUGCGCCUGUCACCCUCCGUUGCCAUCCAUUCGGGGAGCCGUGAUUGUACUUGGAGCUGGAGAUACUGCCUUUGACUGCGCAACAUCCGCUCUGCGUUGUGGAGCCCGCCGCGUGUUCAUCGUCUUCAGAAAGGGCUUUGUUAACAUUCGAGCUGUCCCUGAGGAGAUGGAACUUGCUAAAGAAGAAAAAUGUGAAUUUUUGCCAUUCCUAUCCCCAAAGAAGGUUAUAGUCAAAGGUGGGAAAAUUGUGGCCAUGCAGUUUGUUCGGACAGAGCAAGAUGAGGCUGGAAACUGGAUUGAAGAUGAAAAUCAAAUAGUGCGCCUGAAAGCCGAUGUGGUCAUCAGUGCCUUCGGCUCCAUCCUGAGUGAUCCAAAAGUGAAAGAAGCCUUGAGUCCCAUACAGUUUAACAGAUGGGGUCUCCCAGAAGUAGAUCCUGAAACUAUGCAAACCAGUGAACCAUGGGUGUUUGCAGGUGGUGAUGUUGUGGGUAUGGCGAACACUACGGUGGAGUCCGUGAACGAUGGAAAGCAGGCUUCUUGGCACAUUCACAAAUACAUACAGGCACAGUAUGGAGCCUCAGUGCCUGCCCAGCCUGAACUGCCCCUCUUUUAUACACCUGUCGACCUGGUAGACAUCAGUGUGGAAAUGGCUGGCCUGAGGUUUCUCAAUCCUUUUGGUCUUGCCAGUGCAACGCCAGCUACCAGCACAUCAAUGAUUCGAAGAGCUUUUGAGGCUGGAUGGGGUUUUGCUCUAACCAAAACUUUCUCUCUUGAUAAGGACAUCGUGACAAAUGUCUCUCCAAGAAUCAUCCGGGGGACCACCUCUGGCCCCAUGUAUGGCCCUGGACAAAGCUCCUUCCUGAACAUCGAACUCAUUAGUGAGAAAACAGCUGCAUAUUGGUGUCGCAGUGUCACAGAACUAAAGGCUGACUUUCCGGACAAUAUUGUGAUCGCCAGCAUCAUGUGCAGUUACAACAAAAACGACUGGAUGGAACUCUCCAAAAUGGCUGAGGCUUCCGGAGUAGAUGCCCUGGAAUUAAAUUUAUCGUGUCCACAUGGCAUGGGAGAGAGAGGAAUGGGCCUGGCUUGUGGGCAGGAUCCAGAGCUGGUGCGGAACAUCUGUCGCUGGGUGAGGCAAGCUGUUCAGGUUCCAUUUUUUGCCAAGUUGACCCCAAACGUCACCGAUAUCGUAAGCAUCGCAAAAGCAGCAAAGGAAGGUGGUGCAGAUGGUGUUACAGCCAUGAACACUGUCUCGGGCCUGAUGGGAUUAAAAGCGGAUGGCACUCCCUGGCCUGCCGUGGGCAUUGGAAAGCGGACCACAUAUGGAGGGGUGUCAGGAACCGCCAUCAGACCUAUUGCUUUGCGAGCAGUCUCCGCCAUUGCACGUGCUUUGCCUGGGUUUCCCAUCUUGGCCACAGGUGGAAUUGACUCAGCUGAAAGUGGACUCCAGUUUCUCCACAGUGGUGCUUCAGUCCUCCAGGUGUGCAGCGCUAUUCAGAAUCAGGACUUCACUGUGAUCGAAGACUACUGCACUGGUCUCAAAGCCCUACUUUAUUUGAAGAGCAUCGAGGAGUUAGAGGACUGGGAUGGGCAGAGUCCAGCCACUGUGAGUCACCAGAAAGGGAAGCCAGUUCCACAGAUUGCUGAGCUCACCGGAAAGAAACUGCCAAGCUUUGGACCUUACCUUGAACAGCGCAAGGAAAUCAUAGCAAAGAUCAAGAUCAGACAGAAAGAGCAAACUGGAGUUUAUCUGCCACCACAGAGAAAAAAAUUUAUCCCUAAAAAGCCGAUUCCUGCCAUCAAGGAUGUAAUUGGAAAAGCGCUACAGUACUUGGGAGCAUAUGGUGAGCUGAACAACAUGGAGCAAGUUGUGGCUCUGAUUGAUGAAGAAAUGUGCAUCAACUGUGGUAAAUGCUACAUGACCUGUAAUGACUCUGGCUACCAGGCUAUACAGUUUGAUCCAGAAACCCACCUGCCCGCCGUUACUGACAUGUGUACAGGCUGUACACUCUGCCUCAGCGUCUGCCCUAUUAUCGACUGCAUCAGGAUGGUUUCCAGGACAACACCUUAUGAACCAAAGAGAGGCUUACCCUUAACUGUGAAGCCGGUGUGUUAAGGUGAUUUGUAAGACAGUUGCUGUGAACGUUGAUGUUCCCAACACAGGAUGAUCUUUCUCAAAAAUGUAAUCAUUGUGUUCAGUCCAUUCCAAAUUAAAAUAUAUGUAAUUUUCAAAGAAAUUUCUAAGUUGAGAAAAACAAUGUCUAAUGCCAGUGGCCAAUUAAUGGUCAUAAAAUGAAAUAAUUCUUCUCUGAGGGUAACCGUUAAGUAGCCACCUACCAAUUAAUUGGAUGUGCUCUGUCAGUUGUCUAUUGUGAAAAAUUAACUUUUUCAUGGCGAUUAGUGUGACAGUUUUCAAAUUGCCCUAUACCAUGCUCCAUCUUUGAUUUUUAAUUGUAAAUGAAGUGAACUAUUUUGGAACAAAAUACACUCACAUAUAAUAAAAUGUUCCCAAGGAAACACUUCAUAAUUAAAAAUUACCUGCAAUUUUAAUACUGUUACUAGGACAUAUAAUUAGCUCCAUUAAGAACAAACGAAGAAAGUCAAAUUAUUACUUACUAUGACAUGGGGAAAAAAAACUAAAAGAGGGUUUCUAGAUUUUAUUAAGGCCUCCUUUGUUGAAAUAGCUCCCUUUUUAGUGCUGGACACAGAAAGUGGGAGUAUUUCCUAAAAUACUGUUCACCACUCAGGCCUAAGACUGCUGUCCAGACUGCACAUGGAUAGACCACAUGCCAUCAUUAUUUAAAUACUCUUGGAAUAGGAUAUUAGGAUGGAGCUCUGGUCAACACUAGACUUUUGCUGUGCAUAGAACUGCUCUGUCUACUGUUCAUAGUCACCACUAUUAUGGAAACAAUGUUCAAACAAAUUCCAGAUUAUACAGUGCUGAGCCAUGGGCUUUAUAAUUCAGCAAUGAAAAAACAUCAUAUUCAUAAUAUACGUAUAAUGUGCAUAACCAGUUUAACUAUUCUCUACUUCAGUGCUUAUGUAAUUUCAAAAGUAAUGGACUAGAAAGAAAUAUAUAUUUUCUGAUAUUGACAAAUAAUAUUUUUCUAUUUCUCUAUUUUUAUAAUUAGUAAAUAGCAUCAUAUAAAAUCAUUUAGCUCUUUAUAGCACAUUAAUAUAAAUCUGCAGGUAGUAAAUCAGAAAAUGACUGUUUAUGGCAUAUUUCAGUGACAGAUACAAGAUCUAGAAGUACAUUUUGACUAUAAGGUCUGUGUAAUUGAAUAAUAUUAAAUAAAAUUUUAUGAACUGCUUUCAA
Nannospalax galili (Upper Galilee mountains blind mole rat) is the source of this 4402-nucleotide messenger RNA. It is a transcript of the gene Dpyd, whose product is annotated as dihydropyrimidine dehydrogenase. NCBI's taxonomy places the organism in Eukaryota, Metazoa, Chordata, Mammalia, Rodentia, Spalacidae. Gene Ontology annotation, biological process: thymine catabolic process; uracil catabolic process. Gene Ontology annotation, molecular function: NADP binding; uracil binding; iron-sulfur cluster binding. The coding region runs from base 125 to 3202 and encodes 1025 amino acids. The transcript has 23 exons. The record is from RefSeq and is a predicted model, not a curated record. Gene Ontology annotation, cellular component: cytoplasm; cytosol.